Molecule: messenger RNA, 447 nt
Organism: Coffea eugenioides
Lineage: Eukaryota; Viridiplantae; Streptophyta; Magnoliopsida; Gentianales; Rubiaceae
Product: NADH dehydrogenase [ubiquinone] 1 beta subcomplex subunit 10-B-like
Exons: 1
Coding region: 76-447 (123 amino acids)
Source: RefSeq, a predicted model, not a curated record
UCAGUUGUCACUCCUCAGAGUCUCCGUUUCUGCGCAGAGAUCACAGAGGAACCACAAAAAAGGAAAGAAGGAAAUAUGGGGAGGAAGAAGGGAGUGGUUUUCGACGAGGGAGCUCCAGAUGACUUCGACCCGGAGAACCCGUACAAGGACCCGGUUGCCAUGCUGGAGAUGAGGGAGCACUUGGUCAGAGAGAAAUGGAUCGACAUCGAGAAGGCCAAAAUCCUCCGGGAGAAAGUCAAGUGGUGCUAUCGGGUUGAAGGGGUUAAUCAUCUUCAAAAAUGCCGCCACCUCGUCCACCAGUAUCUCGACGCCACACGCGGCGUCGGAUGGGGGAAAGAACAACGCCCCCCUUCUCUCCACGGUUCUCCAUUUCUUCCACCUUUUUUUUGUUCUCGCAAGUAUUCCAUUUCACGAGCUAAGGGUUGGAAUCCUCUAAUAUCUCAUUAA